This is a messenger RNA of Durusdinium trenchii, 2532 nucleotides long. The record is from the annotation of a GenBank genome assembly. NCBI's taxonomy places the organism in Eukaryota, Dinophyceae, Suessiales, Symbiodiniaceae.
AUGCAGGAGGAGGAGAUCGUCCACGUGCCCAAGCUGAUCACUCAGACUCGCCAAGUGCAACAGCAGGUCGAGCAGGUCGUGGAAGUGCCGGUGCCCAUGAUGCAAGAGGAAGUUGUGCACAUUCCCAAGAUCAUGACCCAGUCGCGUGUGCAGCACCAGCACGUGGAAGAGGUGGUCGAGGUGCCGGUGCCUAUGCAGCAGGAGGAAGUGGUGCACGUGCCCAAGAUCACCACCGCCACACGGCAAGUCCAGCAGCACGUGGAGCAAGUGGUGGAAGUUCCAGUGCACCAGAAGAGAGAAGAGGUGGUGCACGUGCCAAAGGUGGUCACCCACACGCGAACCUCGCACCAGCACGUGGAGCAGACCGUGGAGGUGCCUGUGCCAAUGACGCAGGAGGAGCAGGUGCACGUGCCAAAGAUCAUGACUCAGACACGUCAGAUCCACCAGCAAGUGGAGCAGAGCGUCGAAGUGCCAGUGCCCAUGCAAGAGGACCCGGGGAACCAGCUUCCCAGCGAAACCUUCGGGUCGCACUCGCAGACUCGCAGAGGUGAGGUGAUGGUGCACGUCCCCAAGAUCAUGACCCAGACUCGCGUGCGCCACGAGCAUGUUGAGCAGACAGUGGAAGUGCCCAUCCCACAGACGCAGGAGAGACUGCCCUGCCGAAAAGACCCGACGAAACGGCAACGGCGACUCAAACGCACGCGGCGACAGGAGAAGCUGGUCCAAAUUCCAAAGAUCAUGCAGCAGGAGCGCAUCACCCAUCAGCACGUGGAACAGGAGCAAGUGGUGCACGUGCCCAAGGUGGUGCAGCAGGAACGCCAGCACCACUUCCACGUUGAGGAGAUGGUGGACAUUCCAGUGGAACAGCCGGUGGAGACGCAGGUGCACGUGCCCUUGGUGAGCAAGGUGGAGCGCAUCGUACACAACCCAGUGGAUCUUGUGGUGGAGGUGCCGCGACCCGUGGUCGUGGAGAAAUCCGUUCAGGUGCCCAUGAUCCACGUGGAGGAGAAGACGGUGAGAGUCCCCAAGGUGCUCAACACGGUGGUGGACACCGUGGUCCAGCACCAAAUCGAGAACAUCCACGUGGUGAAGCCCACCGUGGUGCACAAGGUCGUGCAGCGUAGGAAGCCCAUCAUCCAGGAGCGCGUGCAACACGUGCCGAAGAUCAUGGUCCAGCAUGUGCCAGUGCACCGCGUGGUCGAGAAGCAGGUCCACGUUCCACAGGUUCAGUACGUGGACGAAUUUGUGGAUGUGCCCGUGCAGAAGCAGCGGCGUGUGGCCAUGGCGGCGCCACCACAGAUCGUCCACAAGCAUGUGCACGUGCCCAUGGUGCAGAAGGUUCAGAAGACGGUGGAAGUACCCCAGGUGCAGUUUGAGGAUCAAAUUGUUCACGUGCCAGUGGCGAAGCAGGUGCAUGUGCCAGUGGUGCAGACCACCCAGAAGCACGUGGAAGUGCCCCAAGUUCAGUAUGAAGACCAGAUCGUCCAUGUGCCGGUCACGAAGCAGGUGCAUGUGCCCAUGGUGUCCAAGGUGCAGAAGAGCAUCGAGGUGCCACAGGUGCAAUACGAGGACCAAGUGGUGGAAGUGCCCGUGACCAAGCAGGUCCAUGUGCCGUUGGUGGAGACCGUGCAGAAGAGCGUGGAGGUUCCACAGGUUCAGUAUGAGGAUCAAGUGGUCCAAGUGCCAGUGGCCAAGCACGUGCACGUGCCCAUGGUGCAGACCGUGCAGAAGAGUAUCGAAGUCCCACAGAUCCAGUUUGAGGAUGAGAUUGUCCACGUGCCGGUUCAGUCGUUUGGGCCGCAUGGAGCCGUCGCGCGGUUGAAGCAGAUCAAUGUGCCCAUGGUCCAGCAAGUGGAAAGGAGCGCCGCUGCCGCGGAUUGUCGACGCGAGCCGGGUGGACCCGAGCGGAUGGCCCAAACGCGCCCAGCGGGGGAAGAGCUGCUGAAGCUGCCUGUGCCCGUGGGUUUCAUAGGAGUGUCGAUGUGCCUCAGAUCCAGUACGAGGACCAGGAUGGAGGGCCCCGACGAGCGAUCGAACCUGGAGCCGGGAUCGAACCCCGUUGGAGACGACAGACAUCGCGAGCUCAUCCGACAUCGACCGAUCGAGGAAGUGGUGCAGGUCCCACUGGCGAAGCAGGUGCACGUGCCGAUGAUCCAGGAGAUCGAAAGGACCGUCGAGGUGCCUCAGGUGGAGUAUAUUGACAGGGUCGUCGAUGUGCCAGUGGAGAAGCAGAUCCAUGUGCCAACCAUCCAGACCGUCGAGAAGACCGUGGAAAUUCCCCAGGUCGAGUACGUCGACAACCACGUGCACAUCCCCAUCCAGAAGCAGCGACAUGUGCAGGUCCACGUGCCUGUCGAACGCCCAGUAGAGGUGAACGUCAUUGAGACCAUCGAGAAGGUCAUCGAUGUACCAGUGGUGAAGCAGAUCGAAGUGCCCCAGGCACCCAACGACGGGGUUGCCAGCCUAUUCGCUGGUGCAGGAAUAGGCUGUGAUCCUUUUACCCCUAUUCUGGUUCAGUCUGAGAGAAAGUGA